GGGGACGCAGACCCAUCUUUAAAGGCCGGGAACUCGCCCUAAGGCACCUCGACACCCGCCGGCGGCCCUGGGCGGUCCCGAGAAGCGCGCAGGACGCGGCUCCCCUUCACCUAAGCUACCGGGGGCCGCCAUGGGCCGCUACCGCAUCCGCGUGGCCACCGGGGCCUCGCUCUUCUCCGGGUCGCACAACCGCGUGCAGCUGUGGCUGGUCGGGGCGCGCGGGGAGGCGGAGCUGGAGCUGCAGCUGCAGCCGGCGCGGGGCCAGGACGAGGAGUUUGAUCACGACGUUGCGGAGGACUUGGGGCCACUGCAGUUCGUGAAGUUGCGCAAACACCACUCCCUGGUGGACGACGCGUGGUUCUGCGACCGCAUCACGGUGCAGGGCCCGGGAGCCUGCGCGGAGGCCGCCUUCCCGUGUUACCGCUGGGUGCAGGGCGAGGGCGUGCUGAGCCUGCCCGAGGGCACCGCCCGCCUGGCAGGAGACAAUGCAUUGGACAUGUUCCAGAAACAUCGAGAGAAGGAACUGAAGGAAAGACAACAGAUAUAUCGCUGGGCCACCUGGAAGGAAGGGUUACCCCUGACAAUAGCUGCGGGGUGUAAGGAUGAUCUACCUCCAAAUAUGAGAUUCCACGAGGAGAAGAGACGGGACUUCGAGUGGACAAUGAAGGCAGGGGCUCUGGAGAUGGUCCUCAAACGUGUUUAUACCUUCCUGAGCUCCUGGAAUCGCCUAGAGGAUUUUGAUCAGAUCUUCUGGGGCCAGAAGAGCACUCUGGCUGAGAAGGUUCACCAGUACUGGCAGGAUGAUGAGUUUUUUGGCUACCAGUUCCUCAAUGGCGCCAACCCCAUGCUGCUGAGACGCUCUACCUCUGUGCCCUCCCGGCUAGUGCUGCCCAAGGGGAUGGAGGAGCUUCAGGCCCAGUUGGAGAAAGAACUCCAGAACGGUUCCCUGUUUGAGGCUGACUUCAUCCUUUUGGAUGGAAUUCCAGCCAACGUGAUCCGAGGCGAGAAGCAGUACCUGGCUGCCCCCCUCAUCAUGCUGAAGAUGGAACCCAAUGGGAAGCUGCUACCCAUGGUCAUCCAGAUCCAGCCUCCCAACCCCAGCUCCCCCACCCCACCACUGUUCCUGCCCUCAGAUCCUCCACUUGCCUGGCUCCUGGCAAAGUCCUGGGUCCGAAAUUCAGAUUUCCAACUGCACCAGCUCCAAUAUCAUUUGCUGAACACUCAUCUGGUGGCUGAAGUCAUCGCUGUUGCCACCAUGAGGUGCCUCCCAGGGCUGCACCCUGUCUUCAAGCUCCUGAUCCCACACAUCCGCUACACCAUGGAAAUCAACACCCGGGCACGGACCCAACUCAUUUCAGAAGGUGGUAUAUUUGAUAAGGCAGUGAGCACAGGUGGAGGGGGCCAUGUGCAGUUGGUCCGUCGGGCCAUGGCUCAGCUGACCUACUGCUCCCUCUGUCCUCCUGAUGAUCUGGCUAACCGGGGCCUGCUGAGAAUCCCAAGUGCUCUCUAUGCCCACGAUGCUUUACGGCUCUGGCAGAUCAUUGCCCGGUACGUGGAGGGGAUCGUCCACCUCUUCUACCACAGGGAUGACAUCGUGAGAGGGGACCCUGAGCUGCAGGCCUGGUGUCGGGAGAUCACUGAGGUGGGGCUGUGCCAGGCCCAGGACCGAGGUUUCCCUGUCUCCUUCCAGUCCCAGAAUCAGCUCUGCCAUUUCCUUACCAUGUGUGUCUUCACAUGUACUGCCCAGCAUGCAGCCAUCAACCAGGGCCAGCUGGACUGGUAUGCCUGGGUCCCUAAUGCCCCAUGUACAAUGCGGAUGCCCCCACCCACCACCAAGGAAGAUGUGACAAUGGCCACAGUGAUGGGCUCACUACCUGAUGUCCGACAGGCCUGUCUUCAAAUGACCAUCACAUGGCAUCUGGGUCGCCGCCAGCCAGACAUGGUGCCUCUGGGGCAUCACAAAGAAAAGUAUUUUUCAGGUCCCAAGGCCAAGGCUGUACUAAACCAAUUCCAAACAGAUUUGGAAAACUUGGAAAGGGAGAUUACAGCCCGGAAUGAGCAACUUGACCUGCCCUAUGAAUACCUGAAGCCCAGCCACAUAGAGAACAGUGUCACUAUCUGAGCUCUAAGGUGCCCCCACCUGGAAGACUUUCAGAUCAGCUCUAGGACUGACAUCUCCACCUUGAAUUUCAUGGCUUCCUAAGUCUCUGCUGCUAAGGCUCUAUUUCCUCCCCCAACUAAAUCCCCUACAUCGGUAUCCCACUAGCCCAAGGGAGGCAGCAAACCUUUUCUGUAAAGGGCCAGAUA
This is a messenger RNA of Ceratotherium simum simum (southern white rhinoceros), 2307 nucleotides long. It is a transcript of the gene ALOX12, whose product is annotated as arachidonate 12-lipoxygenase, 12S type. The record is from RefSeq and is a predicted model, not a curated record. Gene Ontology annotation, molecular function: oxidoreductase activity, acting on single donors with incorporation of molecular oxygen, incorporation of two atoms of oxygen; protein binding; iron ion binding. Gene Ontology annotation, biological process: lipid oxidation. NCBI's taxonomy places the organism in Eukaryota, Metazoa, Chordata, Mammalia, Perissodactyla, Rhinocerotidae.